Molecule: messenger RNA, 1755 nt
Organism: Exophiala bonariae
Lineage: Eukaryota; Fungi; Ascomycota; Eurotiomycetes; Chaetothyriales; Herpotrichiellaceae
Exons: 1
Coding region: 1-1755 (584 amino acids)
Biological process (GO): fatty acid metabolic process
Molecular function (GO): medium-chain fatty acid-CoA ligase activity
Source: RefSeq, a predicted model, not a curated record
AUGACGGAUCAGACCACCUUCGACAGGACAGAUUUUGUGCCUAGCCAUGCUGGCGACCACAUCCUCCCUGCAGACCCAUUGUUCACCCGGCUAUUGAGCUUGGCACAUCGCCCCCAUCCUAGGCCAGCCAUACGCGACCUCAAUGCUGGUGUCGAGAAGACGGCGGCUGAACUGGUGGUCGACAUUCUCAGACUCCGACGUGUCUUGAGACGGUCACUCAAACAGCAGACGCUUGAUGACCUGCAGCGAGGGCGGGAGGUAUACAUCAGCAUUCUCGCUCCCGGUGGAUAUGAGUUUGCGGUUGGCGUCCUGGCUAUCCUGGCCUUGGGGGCGGCUGCCAGUCCGUUCAGCAGCGCUCAGCCUGUCAAGGAGGCGACGUACUACGUCAAUAAAGCCAGGUCGGUCGCGGUAGUGACGGCGACCCCUGCCCUCGCGAUGGGUGAAGCACUCACUAAGGAAAUCCAACGCACCACCAAUCCAGAAUUCGUUUUAGUUCCCAUUAAGUCAUACGAAGAAGAGCCACUGAUAGUACUCAACGACAUCAAGAUCUCCUCAAACCGGUAUCACGACCCAAAUGGGCCCGGAAUCGUCAUUUUCACGUCAGGAACAACCGGGCCCCCAAAAGGAGCCGUGCUCAAAAGAGCAGCUGUGACGGAUAGCUCGCUCUGCUUUGCACAGCAGAUCGGCAUCAAGGACACCGAUGUCCUCCUCCACUUGCUGCCUGUCCACCACGCAACGGGCAUAUGGGUCUCCUUCUUCCCCUUCAUUCAAACCGGUGCGUGCAUCGAAUUCAAGUCUGGUGGCUUCUCUCCGGAAUGGACGUGGAACCGCUGGAAGCAGGGUGGCCUUACUCAUUUCACCGGCGUGCCUACCAUCUACAUGAGAAUGAUGCGGUACUAUCUCGAGCACAUAACUAAGCUUCCUCCUCAGGAGAAGCAAGGGUAUGAGGCCGCCGCCGGUGCGUUUCAAACAUGUCUCUGUGGAACAUCUGCACUGCCGAAACCGAUCAGCGACUUCUGGACGAAAAUGAUGAAUGGCAGGCGCAUUGUGCAGCGAUAUGGCUCCACGGAACUGGGUGUGGUGUUCAAUAUGUCAGCGGACCCUGCGGUGCAAAUUCCAGAUGGCUCUGUCGGUGAAUUGACGACAGGCGUGGAUAUGAAGCUCUCAGAGGGCGACCAGGGAGAAGUGCUCGUGCGGUCUUUCAGCAUGUUCUCGAAAUAUAUCCAUGAUCCUCAGGCAACCGCCAAUGCACACGACGCGGAUGGAUAUUUUCGUUCCGGGGAUGUAGCGAGGCGAGAAGGCAAAUUCUACUUCAUUGUUGGUCGUGACUCGGUCGACAUCAUUAAGUCUGGAGGUUACAAGAUCUCCGCACUGGACAUAGAAAGAGAGCUACUGGCGCUCCCAUACCUCGGUGAAGCCAUGGUCGUGGGCGUCCCUGACGAUGAAUUCGGCCAGCGAGUCGGCGCUGUCGUCUCCCUACGGAACGAUUCAAUUGCCCAAGAAUUCUACCGCCAGAAUAAUCGGAGUACAACAUCACUGGAUCUGGAUGACCUUCGCGCGGAUGUGAGAAGUCGUCUGGCUGGCUACAAAUUACCGACAUUAUUGCGAAUCAUUACUGAGGAGUUGCCGAAGAGUGGUACGGGGAAGGUGGUGAAGAAGACACUUGGACCACACUACUUUCCUCCAAACUAUGCUGAGGACAAGGAGGUACAAGUUUGGAGCAGUAGACGAAAUGGCAAGCAGUCUAAAUUAUGA